AGUCAACAACUCUGCCGCCCCACCUGAACACGCACACGGCUGCGCAACGCGAAGACACCCCGAAUCCCCUCCAUUCCCACCCAAAUUCCAGCGAAAAAAGCCAACCAAAAUGCCGCCUCAGCCUCCCCUCCCCCUCCUCGUCGCCGCCGCCCUCUUCCUCCUCCUCCCGCUCGACGCCGCGCAGGGGUUCCGCGGCUUCUCCUACCUCCUCAACUGCGGCGCCGCGUCCCCAACCACCGACCGCCGCGGCCUCCGCUGGCUCCCCGACGCCCCCUACGUCUCCGCGGGCGUCCCCCGCGCGCUCCCGCUCCCGGGCGGCCUCCUUGACCCCACGCUCGCCACGCUCCGCUCCUUCCCGCACCGGCCCGGUGCCAAGUUCUGCUACGCGCUCCCCGUCGACCGCAACCGCCGUUACCUCCUCCGUCCCACCUUCUUCUACGGCGCCCCCGACCCCUCCGCGCCGCCGCCCCCCGUCUUCGACCUGAUCGUGGACGGCACCUUCUGGACCGGCGUCAACACCACCGAAGAUAGCUUGACGGGCAGCGCGUCGUCCUACGAGGGCGUAUUCCCCGCGAGGGGCAGGAACAUGAGCUUCUGCCUCGGUGUGAACCCCGACUACACCGACGCCGGCCCGUUUAUCUCCGCGCUGCAGGUGAUCCAGCUGGACGAUUCGGUGUACAACGCCACGGAUUUCGGGAUCAGCGCCAUGGGGCUCAUUGCGCGCACCAAGUUUGGCUCCACUGGGGAUAUCGAGAGGUACCCUGAUGACAGUUUCGAUCGCUAUUGGCAGCCAUUUCCAGACAGCAAACAUGCAGUUACUAGUACCCACAAUGUUACAUCAGCUGAUUUCUGGAAUCUUCCUCCUCCUGAUGUGUUUAACACAGCUUUCGUAGCGGAACAAGAUGCACCACUGGUGUUGCAAUGGCCUCCAAUCCCUCUCCAGAAUGAUAGCUAUUAUGUUGCUCUUUACUUUGCUGAUACAUCAUCUGAGAAUCCAAGGACCUUUGAUGUAUAUAUAAAUGAUUACCUCUUUUACAAAGGUCUAAAUGUCACAUCAGCUGGUCUUUCUGUCUUUGCAACACAAUGGGUUCUCUCUGGCUUGACCAGAGUUAUAUUGACCCCCGCUUCUCCUUCUGCUCUUCCUCCAAUAAUCAACGCUGGCGAGGUCUUUGGACUUUUCUCCGUAGGAAGAUUGACACUCCCUCGAGAUGCACUUGCUAUGGAGAGUAUAAAGAAAAUCCUUCAAAAUAUACCUGAAGAUUGGAAUGGAGAUCCAUGUAUGCCUGCUGGAUAUGCUUGGACUGGAGUUACUUGUGAUGAAGGAUCAAGAAUACGUGUUAUCUCAUUGAACUUUUCCAGUAUGGGCCUCGCUGGAUCUCUUUCUCCUGAAAUUGCGAAGCUGACUGCUUUGACUGAUAUAUCUUUUGCAAACAACAGCCUGUCUGGACCUAUUCCAAAUCUUAUAAACCUAAGACGGCUCCAACGACUGCACCUGCAAGACAACAAGUUAAAUGGGACAGUACCUCAGACAUUGGGAAUGACAAAUGCUUUGAGUGAACUAUUUUUGCAGAACAAUGAGCUAUUUGGAUCAGUUCCACAGAACUUACUGAACAAGCCAGGAUUGACUUACAAGUUUCUUCCGGGGAACCACUUCUCUCCACAACCACCGCAAUGACAACCAGACAUUUUGUGCAAACAACUAGAAGGGUACACAGCAGGAUUCAGAGUUAGCAGGACAGUUGUUGAUUCUUGUAGGUGCUAUAGCAAGAUUUUGUAACCAUUCUGUACAUAACAGCAAGAUAGCAGUCAAAUGAUUCGAACAGUCAAAGAUGUUGGCAACAGCAGGUCAAGAAACAUAUACUGUACUGGUGUACUGGUUUGGGUACUGUAGUUCACACUGAAUGUGUUCAGGACAAAAGGCUGGGAUACAGUACGGAAGUGAAACAGUGUAUACAUUGGUUAAUCAACUUAAGACUCUGUACAUUGCAAAUUUGAACUGAAUGCUUAAAACAGCUUGUGUUUACAGUGCU
Phragmites australis (common reed) is the source of this 2030-nucleotide messenger RNA. Its product is annotated as putative leucine-rich repeat receptor-like serine/threonine-protein kinase At2g14440. Gene Ontology annotation, molecular function: protein binding. The transcript has 8 exons. Bases 110 to 1675 code for a protein of 521 amino acids. The record is from RefSeq and is a predicted model, not a curated record. Lineage: Eukaryota; Viridiplantae; Streptophyta; Magnoliopsida; Poales; Poaceae.